Molecule: messenger RNA, 1947 nt
Organism: Tachysurus fulvidraco (yellow catfish)
Lineage: Eukaryota; Metazoa; Chordata; Actinopteri; Siluriformes; Bagridae
Product: transmembrane protein 238-like
Exons: 2
Coding region: 614-1036 (140 amino acids)
Source: RefSeq, a predicted model, not a curated record
ACUGUUUAUUUAACGUAAACACAGAAUAAGUCGUGAUUUUGCUUUUAAUUACGAGGUCAUGACGAACAGAGGAUGAACCUGCAGUGAUGGUAAUAAAGUAAUGGACGUUGGGUGACCUUCUGGAUGAUUUGUUUAGCGCACACAUUUUGCAUGCAACAUCAUUUGACUCACAAAUGUCCACAUGGGCUGGAAGAGUCACAGCAGGAAGUUCAGCAGGAAGUAAAAAUACAGUACAGGUGAUUCAUGAUAAGUCAUUAAUAUCCCAACAGUAACACCUGAGGAACGCACUGCUGUUGAUCUGGAACUGGAACUGGGUUUUUAGUGCAGUUUCCUUCUCCACAUUAAAUGGAGCUGAUGUGUGGUUGUGUAAUACAUCAAUAACUAGUGAAUCACUUGGCGAUGUGACGUUAGAGGAAACUGAUCAGCUUCAGGGAGGUAACAGUGACUUCACCGCACUGCAGCGUGUUUGGGGUUUCUGCUUGACCCCCUGUCCAAUCAACAGGAGCUAGCACCUGGCGCAGGUACAGAUGACGUCACACAGGGCGGUUCCCUGCGCUCCUGGGGUGGUUUAAGGAGCCGACGCGCGCUCCCGGGAUACUCAGCAUCUUCAGUGAUGGAUCCGAAGCGGAUUAUAGGACAGUGCGCGCCGCUCUUCUUCCUGGCGGUGAUCUUUGACCUGGUCGGUUUCCUCCUGCUGUUGGUGGGUCUGGCCGCGUCCCCGCAGAUCGCAGGGCGCGUGUACGGGGAUUUCCUCGCGCUCACCGGCGCCGUCCUCAUGUUCUUCGGUCUCGGCAUGUGGGUCAUGUGGUACGCAGGGAACAUCGGAGCAGACGGAAAGCGCAUCGGCUUCGGGCGGAUCGCCAGGAAACUGUCGGAGCGCAUGAGCACCGUAAGGUGGAGAGGAGACACCGGGAAAGGUCAGGAAGAUGAGCAGGAGAUGGAGGAGGAGGAGGAAGAGGAUGAUGGAGGGAAGAGCGAGAAAAUUGCGGCUUACACCAAUGAAGCGUUCGAACCUGAGGAUAAGGAGACAGUCUGAGAACAGGUGUAUGUGGAGGUUCACGUGGAGGAUUUGAUGGCGUGUGGAAAACAGACCUCGUGUUUAACUUAUUGUCACUUUAUUUCAAUAUAUUUAUUACUAUGUGAACUGUACAUAGACACACACACACACACACACACACACACACACACACACACACACACACACACACACACAAACACACACACAAACAAACACACACACACAUCACUACAGUAGCAGGUGCACUUUCUGUCUGUGUAGGUUCAGGGGAAGUGUUUGUUUGUUUCUCUAAAGCUUUUUGUUCUCAUGGCUUUAGUGACUGUGUGUGUUGCCUGUUAUUUAUGUGUGUUGCGUGUUCUUUGUGUGUGUUGCAUGUUCUUUGUGUGUGUUGCAUGUUCUUUGUGUGUGUUGCGUGUUCGCUGUGUGUGUUUGUUCUGCAGGUUUUGCUCCAGUGAGAGGAUUUCUCAGUCAAACCGGCCGAGCCUGCAUGCAAACAUGUUUACAUGAGAUUACAUUACACUCCCUCACCAAGACAGAGAGAGAGGGAGGGAGGGAGGGGGGGGGCAGGAAGUCAGAGUGGUCAGACAGGUUUUAAUGAAAAAACCCGUCUUUGGUUUCAGCGUGUGGUGGAAAAUCACCAGCGUUCUCACUUUCAUCACUUUUACUUUUCACUUUAUUUAUCUCUUAAUUUAUUUUUUUAUUUAUUUUGCUCUGAGUCACUGUCACUUUAUCACACACACACACACACACACACACACACACACACACACACACACACACACACACACACACACAUACACACACACUCACACACACGUACACGCACACAACAUGCAUCUCAAUUAUUUCCUUAAAUGUGCAAUGAUUUGUGUAAAUACAUAAAUAUCUUAUUGUUUACAUCAAAAAUAAUAAAUAUAUAAUUAUUUCCA